Molecule: messenger RNA, 288 nt
Organism: Seminavis robusta
Lineage: Eukaryota; Bacillariophyta; Bacillariophyceae; Naviculales; Naviculaceae
Source: the annotation of a GenBank genome assembly
AUGACGACGACAACAUCCACAAAAGACGAACCGCAGGAGACAGCACUGGACCCGACCUUGGUGAAGAAAUUGGUCAUGAAGGAAUUUGAUGGCCGACGUAUGAUAUCCAAAGAAGCGUCAUUGGCGGCUGGUGAGCUAUUGCGGCUCUUUAUUUUGGAAGCCCGCAAUCGCGCUUCUAUUGAGGCGGAAUGCGAUACCGAAUGCGAGACAAGCAACGAUGGCAAAGUGCUGAUUCGACCCGAUCAUAUAGCCAAAAUUGCGGCCGAGUUGCUCAUGGACUUUUCGUAA